Psylliodes chrysocephalus is the source of this 1777-nucleotide messenger RNA. The record is from the annotation of a GenBank genome assembly. NCBI's taxonomy places the organism in Eukaryota, Metazoa, Arthropoda, Insecta, Coleoptera, Chrysomelidae.
UUGUGAUAUUGAUAGUACUGUGAUUAUUUUAUUAAAAAUUGUACUUUAUAUAUUUAUUGUUUACAAAUUUGGACUUUGCAAUGUAUUCUCAAGGAACCAGUGUUGAAAAGAUUGUAAAUAAUACAAAAACAUCACCAAAAAGUGAACCGUCUCCUGAAAAUGAUAGAGAACAAAUAGCGGAUUUCUCUCAACCAUCUCAACAUCAGAUGCCGUUAUUUUAUAAUAGUUCUCAACAGAAUCAACAGCAAAAUAUUAACGCAUACAUUGAGAAUUAUGCUUACAUUCAACACUCCUGGAAUUAUUUGAACUAUUAUGGCCAUAAUUAUUAUCCUUCCAUCCAUGGACAUUCAUCAGGAAUGAUGCAAUCAGCAGCUCAAUACUCUCAGCAACCACAACAUUCACAAAUGUAUAAGGACUAUAAGAGAAGUGUCAAUAAUGAAAAUAAGGCCGUCAAUGCACACGAAUCAUUGUUGAAAAAGCCAAGGCGCACGCGUUCAUUCUAUUCCAAUGAACAGAUUUUUGAGUUGGAAACCUACUUCAACAAAACUAACAUGUAUCUCCCAGGAAUGGAUCGAGCAAAAUUAUCCAAGAAAAUUAGGCUAUCUGAAAAACAGAUAAAAACUUGGUUUCGGAAUAGAAGAAUGAAACAUAAAAAAAUGUUAAGCUUAGGUCCUAAUCGUGCCUUCCAGGCGAUAUCAAAUAACAUUAAAGAAGACGAUAGCAUUGAAGUAAAAACGGAGGCAACAGGAAAUGACAGUUGAUGAUCAUGCUGAAGCUUAUAUCUUAAGGGAGAUUCAAAAUAGCACAAAAGAUGAAGCAUUUUCCCAAGAUGCCAAUUAUGUGUCGAGCCGACCAGAAGAAGUUGAGCAUAUUCUUAAUGCUCUUGUAGAUAGGAAAAACUUAGAAAUAGCCUAAAAAAUCAUGAAUAUAUUUCUAAACAGUGACGUAACAAAUAUUUGUUGGACAAAGUACAAUGGUUUUGAAAGCUCUCAAUAGUGGGCAGUAUCAAAUGUAGGUAACCAAGUAUCUAGUUAAAUUUGAAAAUGUUUUAAUCUGCAUUUUAAAAUAAUAGUGUUAAUUAUAUAAGAUUUUAUUUAAGUUUAAGAAUACGUUUUAAAGUAUGUGUACUCAUUGUUUUUGUAAGAAUUUCAAUUUUUAUCCCGUGACUUUGUACUUUAUCUUCAUUUUAAGUAGAUACUUCAUAGUAAUAGAGUUGACUUUCUUCAUGUAAAUGUAUACUAUUUAUUAAUUAUUUUAGAGUUAAUAAAAUUCAGAACAUCCUAUUCCAAUAUUUUAAAACUACAAUUUUGUUCAAACUUUAAUGCAGAGUAUUGCUUUCAAAAAUACAAUCUGUUUAUAAAAAAAAUGAAAGUGAAGGGACGCUGCUUCUAUUUUUAAUCAGCAGUGUCCAGUUAAAACAAAAAUUGUACUACAGACUCUGAUUUCUUGUAAUACUUGAUUUAUAUGAUUAUAUUAUUCAUACAGGAACUCAUUUAAUAGAUCGAUUUUAAAUAACUCUUGAUAGCUGGAACACGAUUUUUAUUUUAUUUUUUAUGAUGGUAACAUUUGGUAGAAAGUCAGAUGCGAAUUACAGAAUAAAACCUGAUAUGUCGCAGCAAUUUUGUAAAUAAUCACCAUGUCUAAAGUUUUUUAAAAAGAAUCUGUUUCAGUGCAUGUUUUAACAUUUACUUAUUUAGUUACAUUUUGUAUCAUUUAUUUUAUCAAAGCAUAUAAUAAGUCAGUUACUACUUCUAUAGUUAUUAUGUUUAGCCUUAGG